Penicillium argentinense is the source of this 1788-nucleotide messenger RNA. RefSeq lists its product as uncharacterized. The record is from RefSeq and is a predicted model, not a curated record. The transcript has 2 exons. The coding region runs from base 1 to 1788 and encodes 595 amino acids. NCBI's taxonomy places the organism in Eukaryota, Fungi, Ascomycota, Eurotiomycetes, Eurotiales, Aspergillaceae.
AUGGAAGCCGAGACCCGGCUGCGCAUUGUCGGAGAGACUCAGCAAAGUCUCCAAAACAGACAACCGAUCAACUCGACUGCAUUUUGUGUCAAAAAGUCUCACCAUAUUCUCCAACGCGCAUCGCCCUUUCUUCUGCGAAACAAGCCCGUAGAUAUUCUGGAUCUAUGGCCUGGAUCCGGUCUUUUGUCUUCCAAAAUCAACGAUCUCCUCAAACCUCGUCGCCAUAUUCUCCUCGAUCCUGGCAAGAGCUCCUACCGGCGAUUCCUGAAACCUCUCGCGGCCAGCAAGCCCUGCUACACGCUGGAAUUUAUGGAUAUUUAUACCGAAGAAAAAUGGACAGAUGUGUUCAAAAAGUUCCUCCCCGAGCAACAGCAAGCCCCGACGGCGGCUGGAAGAGUGCCUAAAAAUGAUACGUUACUCGUUCUCGCCCAGCCCCCGGAGCCCACGUCGGCCAGCAAUCACUAUACCCCGGCACGAUGGUGGAGCCAAGUCAUGGAAAGCUGUCUGCACAAGGCUGGCCUCCACCAGUAUGGCAGUGUUCGGGUUUUGGCUGUCAUGCCCGAGGCCGAAGCGGCUAAGUGUCUGCCACGCACCAUGACCGAUCGCUCUCGGCCGUCCAUAUUGACGGAGACUGUGGCAUCGCAGACCCUUCCCCUUGCCAGUACAUACAUGGAGCCACGAUAUGAGCAUUUUAAAGGCUGGGAUUUAGCCACCCGAAUCAACGCACGAGUCGCCGAGAGAAGUGCAGAGCUUGGAAUCACCACACCCAAAAAACGAGACGCGCCGAUGAUGCGGCUGGCUCCUGAGCAGCCUACCGUCGGAAAGGGUUCAACAAAUUAUAAAUUGGACCUCCCUUAUCUACCGCGACCUCGAACCGAAUUUCACGACGAGCUGGAAGCACGGCUCGCCAGCGAAGACCCCAAGAUUGCUAGAAGCGCCCGCGCAGCCAUCAGGAUGGAUAAUCGCAGACAACGCACCAUUGUCGCGCUAACAGACUUGCAGCUGGCCAUCGAUGCUAAAAUGAACGAGCUGGCCCGGCUAGCUGCUGAUCCUCACACUCUCACGACGGACCUGCGGGCCCGGGACCGGGAAAUCAAUGCCACCAUCAAGAAACUCCAGGCGGUGUCCUCCGAGUCACACUUUCGCUCGCUGGGGAACUACGCCCGAUAUGUCGAUGAGUCCCGGACUGCCAGCCUUGGUAACCGGAGCCUGGAUGAAUCUCCAUUGCUAUGGGACCGGCGACCGUUUGACCCUCUGCGCGUGGAUGCGGAGGCAGAAAUCUACCCGCACAAGCCCAUGGCCGUCUUGUACUUUGAAGCGGACGAAACCCCGGCCUACCAGCAUAAGCUUGAACAGGUCCCUCUUGAGCGACGGGAAGGAGUGAUUGAGAUCUUUGACGCCCUGACGCGCAUUUUCACGACUCAGAACCUCAUGUCCAUCGCCGAUCUCUUGCAUGCCAUUAUGCCAUCGCGGACCAUUGAGGAUAUCCUCCGAGACGAUAUCCCGAGUCUGAUCCCGUACGCCGAUAAAAGCGUCAAGCAAAAGUGCCCGGUGGGCUGGGAGCACCACGCACGCGAUCCCAUGAGCUCGGUUCUGGGGCGACUGGACUAUGACCUGUCGAGCUGGCGCGUCCGCUGCCUCCCCGUGGAUAUUCUCUGGGACAUUGUCCUUGCGUACCAAAAGAAUUCGCUGGACCUGUCGGUGCUGCAAUUCAGCCGGCUGAUCGGGGCGACGGUCACGAGCUACCGGGCUGGAGACUAUGGCGGCAAGGCGUUCAAGCUCCGGUAA